GAGCUGUUAUCAAAUCUAUAUUCAAGGAGAGAGUCAAGCAUUCCCAGCGGCAUCGUAACACAGUAGGAAACAACAAGGGAAAAAGAGAGACACUUGCCUAACCUGAGCUCCCCUCCAGACACUUCCUGACUCCCGCGACCCGCCAGUCAGGCAGUAACCGCGGCGCCCUCCACACUUGUCCUCCUUCAAGUCAAGUCCGUGUCAUCCAUCUGGCGAUGUCAUACACACAGGCGGUGAUGUGUGGGCUCCUGGUGUUGGUCGCUUCUCCUCUAGCGUGGGGCGGCGUCCCCUGCACACUGCCGCCCCCAGCCUCUGGUCCCUCACCCUCGUCCUCGGAAGCUAUCAUGAAAGAUUCGGAGGGCUUGAGUGGCUCGCAUAGCUCCCUCAACUUUUCCCUCCUACCAGUGUGUCCUACGGCGUGUGGCGACCUGGAGGUGGUGUCGGAGGAGUGGGUGCGUGUGGCGGGAGGUGAUAGGGCGCUGCAGUGCCUUCGUCAGUUGCCUGAAUCACGUGGGAGACUUGUACAAGACGUGUACUGGUUUGCAUCACGCAGCACGGAUGUAAUGGUCUACUUGGGUAACUCCUCUGAGGUGGUUCUGACGUGGGACUACUUGACGGCGGCGCAGAAGGCGUGGGAGAUAAUGUUUCUGGGAGUGUUGGUGGUGGGACUGGUGGUGGCGCUGGUGGGAAACUCUCUAGUGCUUGUUACAAUGAUAGCGUCAGGCCACAAUGAUGCACUGUGGGUGAUGCGUGCGUCCCUAGCGGCUGGUGACCUUCUUCGGGCUGUCACCGUCGUGGUCCCGGCAGUGGUUGACACCAUUACCCUCAUGACGCACCAUGAUGCAAACACGACGCCUUGCCGUGCAGACGAAAGCGAAUUGAUGGUCUUCGCGGGUGUGAUGUUCUGGGUCACCACGCUGGCAUCCGUGCAGUGCCUGGCGUGGCUGAGCGUGGAGCGGGUGUUGCUGUGCGGGUUUCCUCAUGUCUGCAGGCACUUCACCGUCAGGAGAGCCACAGUCGCCUCGGUCAUAGUGUGGCUCCUGGCGAUGGGUCUUCCCUUCACGCUCCUCUUCCUCACUACAGGCCCCGUCACCUAUUGGGAUCCGGUGACGAAGCUCACUUUUUCACUUCCUGACGGCGACGCUGAGGGUGCGACCUACGUGGUGCUGAUUGUUCAAUACGUAUACCUGAGUGCCCUGUCGCUCCUCACCGCCGUCGCCUCGGGGCUGGCAGUGUGCGUCUUCCAAGGGAGGGCGCUGAAAGAGAACGACGACGCAGAGAGACACACCCCCGCCUCCUGCGUUUGGAGAAAGAGAAGGGACGACCAGACCAUCCACUCCACCCUCGUGCUGAUGCUGACGACAUUCCUCAUCUCAGUGCCUCCCUUCCUCCUGUCCUUCCUCCUGCAGUACCUCCUCCCUGCUCCCUUCUGGAGACACAGCCGGGUCCUCCACUGUAUCCUCACUUGGCUCUUUGUUUUCUCCUCCUCCUGGCAGUGGUACGUGUAUAACCUGCGCAGCAAUUUCUUCAGGAGGCACGUGGCGAUGCUCUUCCUGAGGUGUGCCUGCCUGCCGGAGUGCCUGAAGAAGAGACUCAGGUUCCCCAAGCCCUCUGCCCUCUCGCUCGAAUGGGGCCACGCCUGGUAUGACUUGCACGCCUUCAUCAAGGGAAAGUCAACAGUGGUGCAUAAUUCUGAAGGCUGUGCCGUAGAAGGGCGCCAGGAAGAAGUUGUAAUUUGAUUCGCGUCGCUGCAACGAGGUCAUAUGGCGCCGGUUUGGGUUAGGAAAGCGCUACCUCCCCCACAGACAAAUUGGAGUGAGUCAGAAUCAAACUUGUGAUCUCCGGGGCUUGAGUUGAGUGUUUCACCAAAGAGCAACGAGCAGGAGGUGGUGUAGGAGUAAGAAUUAUAGUGAAGUGUUGUUAGUGUCACCAUUGUAUUCACCAUUACCAUCAUUACCAUCACCAUUCUCACUAUUACCAUUGCCAUCAUCACAGUUCUCAUCACUAGUAUCACAUUCAUCCUAAUAAUCAUCAAAAUCAUCGGCACCAUUACCACUGUCACCUCUUGAAAAAUUGUAGAAGACUCCCAUGAAAGAAACAGAAAAUUAAUUAAUAAAGAAAAUGUAGAAUUU
Portunus trituberculatus (swimming crab) is the source of this 2132-nucleotide messenger RNA. RefSeq lists its product as uncharacterized. The coding region runs from base 216 to 1739 and encodes 507 amino acids. Gene Ontology annotation, molecular function: G protein-coupled receptor activity. Lineage: Eukaryota; Metazoa; Arthropoda; Malacostraca; Decapoda; Portunidae. Gene Ontology annotation, biological process: G protein-coupled receptor signaling pathway. The record is from RefSeq and is a predicted model, not a curated record. Gene Ontology annotation, cellular component: membrane. The transcript has 2 exons.